Messenger RNA from Salvelinus fontinalis (brook trout), 5886 nucleotides. RefSeq lists its product as uncharacterized. Lineage: Eukaryota; Metazoa; Chordata; Actinopteri; Salmoniformes; Salmonidae. The transcript is spliced from 3 exons. The record is from RefSeq and is a predicted model, not a curated record. Bases 645 to 3437 code for a protein of 930 amino acids.
CCGUCUGUACUUCAUGGAGCCACAACCCUCUGACGUCGACUUCAAAACGCUUCCGUAAAUAUUCCACUCCGGUGCGUGCUGCUGCGUUUUGAGUGUACUAGCUAGCAUACGAAGUUUUUUUAAAUAUUUUGCAGCAUUUAUCUAAAUAGAAUGAAGGCCAAGGGAUUUGCAGUAACCCUCCACCUGUAAAGGUAAAGCGUUAGUUAGUCUAGCAGGUUACGGACAACGAACCUAGCUAGCUGGGACACAUUCUUUUUCUCGCCACUUCGAUAGAGCUACGACCGGAAAUGAUUUUAAUAGCAGGUUAGGAGGGCCGUUUUUCUAUCCCUAAUUAUUUUUCCUAACCUUAUUAACCAAAUUUUCCUAACCUGCUACAUUGAUUCUCAUAACCUGUUGCGUUAUAAUUUGUACUAAUCUGCUACGAAAAAGUAACUUCCGGUCGUAGCUAUAUCGAAGUGGCGCAAAGAGUGUUUCUCAUAGUUAGUUAGUUAGUGGACGUUAGAUAGCUACAUCUCCAAAUACGAUGUAGGCAUUUGGCUAGGUCAUUUAUAUAGUGGAAAUUACAUUAUCUGUCUAGCUCAUUUAGAGAUUAAUGUCAUCAGGGGGUUUUGAUUACUUUGUCUUUGUAGAGACAUUGGUGCAAAAUGGAUGUUGACGUUAAGCUAGAGGAAGAUGAGAGGGAGAUAUCCCAAACAAUCAUUUGGUCUGAUUCGAUUAAUGCCUGGAUAGAUUACCCAAAUUCAACAUUGUCAGGAAACACAGAAACAGGUUACCAUGUGGGUUUACAGAAAGAGCAUUCACAUGUACCUCCCAUCAGUCCCCAAACAACAAGCCAAGGGCAGAUUUUACGUAUUUUUCCUGAAAUGACCGGUGCAAGUGAUGGGGAGAACAGGGCUGUCAAAAUGGUUUAUUUCUGUAAAGAUCAAGAUACCAUCGGCACAUCUGAAGGGAAUUCAAUCAAAGAGCAGUCAUGGCAUUUAGCACCGUCCAGUGAUAUUCUGAGUCUGACAGGACAUGCAUCCACCUCCAGUGGUUAUUUAGAAGCUCAAAUCAACCCAACUUCACAGGUUUCUAGCCAAACACAGACCCAGACCAAUAAUGAAUUGCCCUCUGACAAUGUUAAUAUCCCAAGCCAUAGUACUGCCAUUCAUUCUGUGCUAACCUCACCUGCUACAGAAAGCGGCUGUCAUUUAGCUGUAUCUACUAGGCCUAUUCUUCCAGAAUAUUGUGAGCCAUUGAACUUUCCCUCUGAUGAAGAGGAAGACUACAAUGCCAAUUUAAGACAAAGACUACAAUGCCAGAAAACGUUAGAGGAUAAAUGUAUACGUCAGUGUCGUGGCAGUUACUCAAGACCCAACCUAAGAAAGUUUGGGAAAUAUUGGAAAGAUCCAUACGCCAAGUGCAAGGAAAUAGGUGUAGAUUUCAAUGUUGGAUCAGGAGGGAAACAGAAACUCGAUUUACAUUUCCUGACAUUUGGUGUAAUGCUUGAGGUGUCAGAAUAUGCUAAAAACAUUAAUAGAGCUCGCCCUCAUGUUAUCUUCGAUAUUCUAGAUUACAACUUUGGUCUUGGUGUACAAAAUGAACAACAAUAUGACUUUUCAAACAAGGUAGAAAAGAAAUUAAAAGAAAUGCUGAAGAUGCAUUCCAAGAGGACACCUGAGUGGUUAACAGAGGUGUUUGAACUUCCUGAUCCAAAGACAGUUAAAGUUUUAGAAUACUCCCUCAAAUGGGCACAGUUCUAUUUGCAAAACAGCUUGUCAAAUCCUACACCUUUUGACAUUUGCAUAAAGGAGGAGCCUGUUGUGGGCCUGAUCUCUCCUUUGCAUGUGACGACUGAGAGCUUCUCUACUAAGACAGAUGUAACACGGUGUGUUGAUGAGACGGCAAUCCUUGGCCCUGAAAAUGGGCGUAAUGAUAUCUGCGCAAGGUAUGAGCCUGAUAUGGGCAUUGUCUAUCCUCAAUAUGUCCAGACGAAGACCUUCACAACUCAGACAGAUAGGACAAUGGGCCAAUCCUUAAUAAUGCCCACUGUAGAAGAAGCAUUGAGGGACCUCUACCCCAUCUGUAAGGAAAAAGGACUUGACCUUGUUGUGAAAUCAAAAUAUGGGAAAACUAAGAAACUUGACUUGCAUCUAUUGACCAGAGAUGUAAUGUUUGAAUUGGCUGAUUUUGCCUCACAAGUGUGUGGAAAUUGGAAGCAGAUUGUGUGUGAUGUUCUCGAGCAUAAUUUUGAUUUGGAUUUAAAAAGUGGGAAAACUGAGCUGGCUGAAGAUAUUAUGGGAAGGUUAAGAGCAGUUUUGCAGCGCAGGACAGGUAAAAACGGUACAUGGAGAUGGGAACUUGAAAAUGAAGCCUUCUUCUUAAAGACGUCACGCAAACGAAAGAAUCCUGCGGAGAUGUCCACAAACCAGAAGGUCACUACAGCAUCACUUGAGCCGAAAUACCAAAUGAAAGAAGUAUCAAAAAGGAGGAGAUUGAAUUUAAUGAGGAAGAACAAAGACAUGGACAUGUUAGUAACCAAGGAGACCGAGGGAGGCCUUUUUUUUGAAGUCAUACAAGUAGAACCUCAUUGUGUCAAAAUAGAGAGAAUCUCUGAUGAGACUGACCUUGCACUUUGUACUGAUGAAACAAAGCAAAUUGUUGUUACCAACUUAGACCAAUCAAAUGUGACGUCUCACACCAAAGAAAUGGUGAAAGCCAAAGCGUGCUACCCACUCUGUGAGGAAAUAGGUCUGGACCUUGAUGUUACAUCCAAACCUUCUAAAAAGAAACUGGAAUUGAAUUUACUGACAAACGGUGUAAUAUUUGAGGUGUAUAAAUAUGCUAAGAUAAAAUCCUAUCAUAAAAAAGAAAAAAGAUUUGGGUAUAUUCUCUUUGAUAUUCUAAAAUAUAAUUUUGAUCUUAGUUUGCAAAAUCAGAGACGUAAUCUAUUUCAACUGCGUAUUAACUGUAAAGUGAAAAGAAUGAUUCAGAAACACAAACCUGAGCUCUCGGGAAAAGGAGAAAUCUCUAAAGAAGUGUUUAUUAUACCAAGUGUGAUUAAAAGCCAGGCAAAAAAAACUGUGCUUUCAGAUUAUUUUCCUGAAAAAAAUAUGGAACAAGAUGCGAGGCUGGUUUAUCCUCAUCGUGGUAAAGACACUAUCGCUAUGGAGACAGUUGAAACGAUCUCCGCUGAUGAAGCAGCGACGCUUGGCCGGCAUAAUGGACCUGCUGACAUCUACGUAAAGGAGGAGUCAGAUCUUCACUCUGAGGUCAAACGGGUUUAUUUCUGCAAAGACCAAGAUACUGUCAGAACAUCUGGAGAGCAUUUGAUCAAAGAUGGAUCGACACCCAGUAAUAUUCUGACUGGAAAUCUAUUCAGCCUUCCACAGUCACCACUACCAGCUGCAGAAAGUGGUCCUUUCGGAAGUCAAAUCGAGCCAACUUCACAGAUAUAACCAGAAGGUCCCUGCAGCAUCACUUGAGCCAAAAUACCAUAGGCUGACAGAAGUAACAGGGGGAAAAAAAGGGAUUUAAUGAGGAUAAAUAAAUGUUUAUAGCCAAGAAGGAAAAUAAAGUUGUCAGACAAGUAGAACCUCAUUGAGAUGAGAUGGAGAGCAUCUCUGAUCUGCCAGGGAAAGAAAAGCACUUCCUGACUGAGAUCUCAGGAAAAAGAAAAGCACUUCCUGACUGAGAUCUCAGGAAAAAGAAAAGCACUUCCUGACUGAGAUCUCAGGAAAAAGAAAAGAUGCAAGAUGGAAAGAAAAGUCUGAUCUGCUCGCUGUGAAACGCCAGUUUCUCAUUUGCCUGAAAAAAAGAAGAAGAUUAAUAUUGUUAUAUGUGAUGAAGUGCAACACGAGGUGGAUUCUUACUGAACUUUCAAAAUGCUUUGUAGUUGAGACUGGUUUUGGGGAGAAAUGCUAAAAAAUCCUUUGUGUUGUGUUUUAAAUCCUUUUCCUUCUGUGCAGAAGUAGGCCUACCUGCUAAUAAACACAGACUUUCAUAUAGGUAAAGCAAAGUCAUACUAUGACAGACUCUACCUUCAUAUAUUGGGCUGCCUUUAUCACGAUAGUUUCAAAGUUUCAAAAAGUGUGUUUUCAAAUGACUGAAUUCUACAUCGGUCUUUGGAUCAUACUUGGAAUGUGAAAGGUUCCUAUACAUUGAUCCAAAGAUCAUACUUGGAAUGUGAAAGGUUCCUAAUGUAACACUAGUUUUUAGGUCUCCCUGUAGACUUCCAUUCUAGUACUCACCCUGGAACAGAGUCAACAAGCCUUACGGAGAUGUGUAUUCAUUAGGCAUACUGUAGUUAAAUGUUUAAUGGGACGCUACACCAGCGUUUCUUGGACCAAUUCAGAAAUUGGUACACAAGAAAGGAGUAGCCUAGUCUUUUUAGGAUUAAGUGAAAAUAGGGAGACAUAUUUUAUUUGUAUUAAGGGUUUAGUCUUUGAAUAGUGGAUUUUUGCAGAUUCUCUUGGCCUUCCUUCCUGUUUAACGUUUAAUCCCUGGUCUUUCUGUAGAGACUGAAUACAGCAGGAUUAUUGAUAAGACUUAUUUUAUUUUUCUUAACCAUUUUACGACGUAUUCCUUGACGAGACAAACUCCACUAACUUUUACACGUCUCUGUAGAAGAACCUCUGAUCUUUUCUUGUUAGAAAUAAAAAGACGAGGAUAUUUUAUUUUAUAAGAGUGAAAAAACCUGCUAUUAUGGAUUGUGUUUUUAUGCUCUUUAUAAAAUCAGCUAUUUUUGUUUUUUGUUCUUUUUGUUUUUUGGAAAGAUUUAGGGAUCAAGACCUGCCAUACUGUUACCCACAGGUUCCUAUUUUGAACAUGGACUUAUUCUACCGUAAACUAAGAUUUUUUUUUUUUUUUUUUAAGGAUACUUCCACUGAUAUUCGUAGAACUGUCAUUUUAUUGUGAGGAACUGCACUUCGAUCAGAAUUGUUUUGUUCUCUGUUUUGGGAGUGAUCCUCUCACUCAGUCCCUCGUCUCAGUGCACAAGUCUCCCCUUCUUCCAAACGUUGCGUAUGAAUCAGAAUCCGUAACUAGUUAUGACACGUGAGCCUCUGGAUGAAAAGCAGAGUAUCCCUGAAGCAGCGUGGUCGUAUCAUCUCUUCUCCAUGUUGGACUGAACACUUUCAACUCGACACAAGUGAAAACCCCAAAUCCCUAAAGGUCCUCUAUUUGCCAUACUAGAGGAACAUGAAGUCUGACUCCAUCCUCAACAUGUGGACCUGCCUUGAGGAUGUUAGACACCACUGUUACACCUUCAGCCAUGUUGAUUUCCUGUCAGACUGGUUGUUUUUGAACUCUAUUCCAUGGACGGACUGACCUGAACUUUUACCAGAACUGGAAUACAAUGUUCAUCAGACUCCUCCUCACCAGUGGACUGAGUACUCAGACUGGUCGUCUUUGAACUCAAGAGGAACACAAUGUUCAUCAGACUCUCCUCAUCAGUGGACUGAGUAUUCUGACUGGUCGUCUUUGAACUCAAGAGGAACACAAUGUUCACCAGACUCUCCUCAUCAGUGGACUGAGUACUCAGACUGGUCGUCUUUGAACUCCAGAGGAACACAAUGUUCAUCAGACUCUCCUCACCAGUGGACUGACUACUCAGACUGGUUGUGAGGUCACAGGAAGUAGACCAAUCUGUUAGGAGGGAUACAGCGUUCUAAUCCUGAUUAGAUGAUGGUUAUAAGGAGAGUUCAGGUAGUAACCAGUACAUUGAGAUAAAUGUAGAUGUCCACACUCAGGACAAUAUAAAAGGCUUUGGAGAGGGACGACGCUUUCAGAAGGAUAACAGGGCCUUGUCCAGAAGCAACCCCCAGCUCUUACCUCCAAGGCACUUAACUGUAUGCAAUUGUAUUAAAUAAUGUAUUACAUUCUUUUUAUUAAAUUUUCUAUACACCA